UAAGAAGCAUAGACUAUGCACAAGAUCACUGCCAUUGAAGGAUUUUCCAUCGAAAGGGAGCCAUCGCAAACACAAAUUCUCUCCACCUCCCAUAAUCUGUCCAAGGUCAGACGUUUCGAUUCGAAGCCGUUCCAUAGCAGUUGGGAAACAGUAUUAACGAACACUGAUAAGGUUUUUAUAAAACGAGCAUCUUCGCUGGCUGUUCGGAUCAUUCCGCUAGUGAAAGUCGCGAUCACAACAGUUCAGCUUUACGGUUUCUUUUUUUCAAAAAUGGCAAAAUGGGCCGUAUUUGGCAUAAUCUUUCUGAUAGGCUUAUUUAGCGAGGAGCUAAGGAUAACGUCAGCCGAAAAGCUACAACUCGUCUAUCAAUGGUCACAGCUGAAGUCCAGUAACAGUAGCGAAGCAUCGCAAAAUGUAGUAUUCACGGCCAAUUCUGUCCCAGCCGAUGAGGACACGUUCAACGCGUAUGGCAAUCUGCCGAUGGGUGUCACCCAUCACAAGGGAUUCCUGUACGUUACGAUUCCACGGCGCCGUCCGGGCAUUCCGGCCACCUUGAACGUCAUCGACCUGGCACGCAAUCCAUCGGCAAACAAUCCGACGCUGGAUCCGUACCCUAACCUAUUGGUGAACUCACUGCGGAGGGAUUUCACCGCCGACCCGAAACGCAUCAUCUCUGUCUACCGCACGCAGGUGGAUCGUUGCGAUCGGCUCUGGUUCGUUGAUACGGGAUAUCUCGAGUAUCCGGGCGGUGCUGGCCGCCAGGUGCAGCGUCCCGCCCUGUGGGUCAUCGAUCUUACCAUCAAUCGGAGUGUGCGACGGUUCGAAAUUCCACCGGAAAUGGUCGAGUUUGGCUACGGCAUUCCCAACAUCGAGGUGGACGUCGAUGAUCGCGAUUGUGGCCGUGCUUACGCGUACAUUCCCGACUACGAGUGGCGUCGGCUGUACGUGUACGGACUGACCGAGGGUCGGAUGUGGCGGUUUGAGCACAAUUACUUCUCCUUUGAACCACGGUACGGUGACUUCAAUGUGGCCGGUCAACAGUUCACCUGGUACGAUGGUAUCUUUUCCGUGGCGGUCGGUGGACGGUGGGAAAAUAGUGCUGCCGAGCGUACCGUGUAUCUGCACGCAAUGGCUUCCGUCAGUGAGAUUUCUGUGUCGAAUCGGAUUCUACAGAACGAAACGAUGGCGCAGCUCGGCAGUGGGGCGUACGGGCGUGCCUUUCACCAUCUUGGCGCCCGUGGACCGAACACGCAAAGCUCGAGCCACGCGUACGAUCCGCGCACGGGAGUGCUUUUCUAUGCGGAAAUCAACCGGAAUGCGAUUGGUUGCUGGAACACGCACAAGCAAUUCACACCGGAAAACCACGGCAUAGUGCAUCUGGACAACGAGGAAAUGAUUUAUCCUGCAGAUUUAAGGAUUGACAGUGACGGUGAUUUGUGGGUCAUUUCGAAUCGGCUGCCCAUCUGGAUCUACUCCCAGCUGAACCGGACCGAAGUGAACUACCGAAUUUGGCGCCAAUCGGCCUCUCGUGCCGUUGCUGGAACAGUCUGUGCAUAAUACCUUGCCGCACGUACACGACUACAAUGAUAAAGAGCCGUUUCUUUCCACACGUACCGCAAAUGAAUCGUUGAAAGUGAUAAGAACAGUCAGCUGCUUGUUAAAAAAGAAAGAACAUAAACCUACGGACUCGUGGGUCAUUUAUUUGCCAUGAGGUGUUACGAAAAAUGCGCCGCUUUGACAAACCCGGGGCGGGCACUAAUUUUUACCACACUACGAGACGACUAUGAGCACUCAGAACUAAAAUCUUAUGUCAAGAGAAUCACUUUGUUUUGUAUAGCUUUGUCCUAAAAAUUUCUAAAGAAUGUGUGUCUACUGAGCGAAUGGAUUCGUAUAAGAAUGGAAAAACGCCUUUACCUUA
This is a messenger RNA of Anopheles arabiensis, 1918 nucleotides long. Its product is annotated as L-dopachrome tautomerase yellow-f-like. The transcript is spliced from 5 exons. Bases 16 to 1557 code for a protein of 513 amino acids. The record is from RefSeq and is a predicted model, not a curated record. Gene Ontology annotation, cellular component: extracellular region. NCBI's taxonomy places the organism in Eukaryota, Metazoa, Arthropoda, Insecta, Diptera, Culicidae.